AUGAGAAAAAUAUGGACCCCAAUAAGAAGACCAGAAGAUCAAAAAGAAAUAAAGAAUAAUUAUGAUGAUGAGAAAAAAGAAAAUUUUGAAAAGUCGUUACCAAAAGAUUUUAUAGAAAAUAACAGGAACAAUAGAAUUCCAUACUUUGAAAUAAAGGAAUCUACACUGGUGGAACAAAAGGAAAAGAAAGAAGUUCAAAAAAUAUUAGCCUUAGAAUUAAGAGAUAAAUGCAGGGCAGAAAUUGAUGAAUAUGUGGAAUGUUCUGUAGGAAGACUAUGGACAAUCUUAAAGUGCAAGGAUUUAAUGAUUAAAAUGAGAAAAUGCUUAGAAAAAUACGAAAACCUUGAAUAUGUGAAAUUUAGGGAAAAUCAAAUAAUUGAAGAAAGAAAGAAGAAUGGAACUAGCCUAUACAGAUCUAAUGAGAGAGCAAGAUAUAACAGAUUUAUAUAUACAGAUAAUGAGAGAGGAUGGAUUCCAGAAAAGAGGUAUUGA
This is a messenger RNA of Plasmodium malariae, 492 nucleotides long. Its product is annotated as conserved Plasmodium protein, unknown function. The transcript is spliced from 5 exons. The record is from RefSeq and is a predicted model, not a curated record. Lineage: Eukaryota; Apicomplexa; Aconoidasida; Haemosporida; Plasmodiidae. The coding region runs from base 1 to 492 and encodes 163 amino acids.